Molecule: messenger RNA, 2412 nt
Organism: Trichechus manatus latirostris (Florida manatee)
Lineage: Eukaryota; Metazoa; Chordata; Mammalia; Sirenia; Trichechidae
Product: zinc finger protein 432-like
Exons: 5
Coding region: 284-2278 (664 amino acids)
Biological process (GO): regulation of transcription by RNA polymerase II
Molecular function (GO): DNA-binding transcription factor activity; RNA polymerase II cis-regulatory region sequence-specific DNA binding
Source: RefSeq, a predicted model, not a curated record
CCGGCCGCCGUAGCCAAGCGAGGAUUCUACGAGAAGGGUUGAGAAGUGGGAGUCGUUCACGGUAGUUAAGUGUAUCUUUUCGGAACUUCUGUUGAGUCAGGAGAAAAACAGCCUAUAGGUCCUGACUCCCCAGCAACAAGAGAUCACUUGAGGGAAGAAGGAAGAGGUUACAGGACUUGACUAUUGUCAUGUUUGGGUACACCUUUGAUGGGAGGCUGAAAUUUCUGAACAGAAAUUAGAGCUGAUACAGAAAACACAGACAAAGCAUCUCCAGUUACUGGCAAUGUUUCAAGAACAAAAGAAAAUGGUGAUGGCUCAGGAGUCACUGACAGUCAGCGAUGUGUUUGUGAAGUUCACCUGGGAGGAAUGGCAGAUCCUGGACCCUGCUCAGAAGGACCUGUUCUGGAAUGUGAUGUUGGAGAACUAUAGCAACCUGGUGUCCAUUGGGUGUCGAGUUAGCAAACCAGAUGUGCUCUCCAGGUUGGAACAAGAACAACCGUGGACUAUAUUAGAUGAAAGCCAUAGUGGAACCUUUUCAGAAACCUGGAGAGUUGAUGAUCAUCUGCUUGGGCACUUGCAAAAUGAAAGCAAGGUGGACAGAAUGGAGCAAUGCUAUGAACAUAAUACAUUGGAAAAUAUUGUUCGUCGUCAAAGAAAUCAGUUUCCUUUAAGGGAAAAUAAUGGUAUGUUUGACUUACAUGGAAAAGCUGUGAAAUCAAAUUUAACUUUACCAGCAUUCAACCAGAGCAGAAGCAAUGCAAUAAAGAACUCUGCUGAGCUUAAUGGAUAUGAGAAAACCUUUCUUCCUGCAGACCAUGAGCAAUGUUGUACUGAAGUGAAAUUCCGUGAGAGUCAGAAAUCCAGUAGUACUAAGUCCCAACUCAUUCAGCAUCAGAAAACUCACAAAACAGAGAAACCACAUGUAUGUAGUACAUGUGAGGAAGCCUUCAUCAGGAAGUCUUUCCUUACUGAGCAUCAGAUCAUUCAUACCGGAGAGAAACCCUGUAGAUGCAGUCUAUGUGGGGAAACCUUCUUUAAAAAGUUCAAGCUCAUUGAACAUCAUCACACAACUCAUAAAGGACAAAAACCAUAUAAAUGCACAGAAUGUGACAAAGCCUAUCUCCGUAAGUCACACCUCAAUAAACAUCAGGAAACUCAUAUGGGAGAGAAAUCUUAUAUAUGUAGUGAAUGUGGAAAAGGCUUUAUGCAUAAAGUAGGUCUCACUGUUCAUCAGCGAACUCAUACUGGAGAGAAACCCUAUAUAUGCAGUACAUGUGGAAAGGGCUUCAUCCGGAAAGAUGAUCUCACUGUUCAUCAGCAAACUCAUACUGGAGAGAAACCCUAUAUAUGCACUACAUGUGGAAAAGGCUUCAUCCGGAAAAAUGUUCUCGCUGUUCAUCAGCGAACUCAUACUGGAGAGAAACCCUAUAUAUGCACUACAUGUGGAAAAGGCUUCAUCCAGAAAUAUGAUCUCACUGUUCAUCAGCGAACUCAUACUGGAGAGAAACCCUAUUUAUGCAGCGCAUGUGGUAAAGGCUUCAUCCAGAAGAGAGAUCACACUAUUCAUCAGCGAACUCAUACUGGAGAGAAACCCUAUAUAUGCAGUACGUGUGGAAAAGGCUUCAUCCGGAAGGGAAAUCUCACUGUUCACCAGCGAACUCAUACUGGAGAGAAACCCUAUCUAUGCAGUGCGUGUGGUAAAGGGUUCAUCCGGAAGAGAAAUCUCACUAUUCAUCAGCUAACUCAUACUGGAGAGAAACCCCACGUAUGCAGUGAAUGUGGAAAAGGAUUCAUCCAUAAAGUAGAUCUCACUGUUCAUCAGCGAACUCAUACUGGAGAGAAACCCUACAUAUGCAGUGAAUGUGGAAAAGGCUUCAUCCGUAAAAAUGAUCUCACUCUUCAUCAGCGAAUUCAUACUGGAGAGAAACCCUAUAUUUGUAGAGAAUGUGGAAAAGGCUUCACCCGGAAAGGAAAUCUCAUUAUUCAUCACCGAGUUCAUACUGGAGAGAAACCCUAUGUAUGUGAUGAAUGUGGUAAAGCCUUCAGUCAGAAGAUGUGCCUCAUAGCACAUCAGAGAUUUCACACAGGAAUGACUCCUUUUUUAUGCAGUGAAUGUGGAAAAUUUUAUUCUCAGAAGUCAAGUCUCAUUGUACAUCAGAAAAUUCACACGGGCGAGAAACCCUUUAAAUGUGGUGAAUGUGAGAAAGCCUUCGACAAGAAGCCAAAGCUUAUUGUACAUCAAAGAUCUCAUAGGAGAGACACCAUAUGGCUGCAAUGAGUAUGGAGAAACUUUUGCCUGUAUAUCUUCCCUUUUUCACAUAAAAGAAUACACACUAGAGAGAAACAUGUAUGUUCAGUCAAGGUGGAAGACCCUUCCACAGUGAGGCGCAUACCAGUGAUCUCAUGCAAGAG